UGUCUGCCUCAGAUUUGACGCGGGCAUUCCGCGCCUGUGGUUUUCUUCCUCUCCCUUCCUCUUGAACCUUCACAACUUUUCAAGUUAUAGACAAUGCAUGCACGCGUAUCGGCCACGCAACAGGAGGCGCGCGUAAACGCAUUGCAACAGGAGGCAGACAGGCUUCAGCAGGAACUCGGGAUUGGUGAAGACGCAGCGAAAAUCGUCGACAAUCAUAUCAAACUCCUUCAUCGGUACAACGAAAUCAAGGACGCGACACAGGUGGGGGUAUACACGACAUGGCGGUUGAAAUAUAUUGAUCAUUCUUUGGAACUCAUAUGGUGGUACAGAUGCUGAUAGGAAGGCUGGCGAACAUCAAGGAAAUGACUGUCAGAGAGAUUCAUAGAGAGAUGGACCUCCCGGAGACGGAUUGAUCUGGGGCCAUUAAGUAUUGCAAGUUUAAAGUUCAUUCAAGGAGCAAGCUCGUCAAGUAUACCUCAAGUGAUAAUACCCUUUCACGAUGCUUUGUGUAUAUAGAGAUCCGAAGAGAACUCUUUCUUUCUCGUGAA
This is a messenger RNA of Marasmius oreades (fairy-ring Marasmius), 548 nucleotides long. RefSeq lists its product as uncharacterized. Gene Ontology annotation, biological process: meiotic joint molecule formation; meiotic DNA recombinase assembly involved in reciprocal meiotic recombination; double-strand break repair via homologous recombination. The record is from RefSeq and is a predicted model, not a curated record. Gene Ontology annotation, cellular component: Swi5-Sfr1 complex; Swi5-Swi2 complex. NCBI's taxonomy places the organism in Eukaryota, Fungi, Basidiomycota, Agaricomycetes, Agaricales, Marasmiaceae. The transcript has 4 exons. Bases 94 to 336 code for a protein of 80 amino acids.